CUAGCGUGUACUUACAGUCCGGUUCCAGCAUUUCUCUCGGGCGGGUGUUUUCUGUUGUUGCGUCGUGAGUCUUGAGGUUCGAGGUUGUUGCGGUUUCAGUCGCGUUUUUUUAUCCUUAGUUGUUAUUUGCGUGGAAGCGUCUUGGAUUGCACCAACUUCUUGCUUCUACAGCUUCCGGUGACACACGGACGGAGCAAUGUCUCUGGGAAUCGAAAUAUUCGACCUUCCGGCCCGACAUUUUCAGCUAUUUUGGGGCGCUUCCGGUGACAUGUGGCAGUCGCUGUGGGAUCGCUUGCUGGAUGUUACAGGUGACGAUCCGUUCCGAUUAUGGAUCUUCGGAUCGCUCAUCUACACCAUGAUCCUGUACUGGUCCAUCGGAUCGGUCUACACGCUACUCGAUGUUACCAACAGGCCAGCAUUUCUGCGCCGUUUCAAAGUUCAACCGGGAACCAACGAACCAGUCGACGGCGAUCGUCUCCGGAAAGUCAUCCGGCAGGUCCUGUUCAACCAGAUCGUCACCGGGCUACCGAUGCUGUUGGUACUUUACACCGUAAUCGGUCCACAAACGGCGGCCAUGAUCCGAGAACUACCGACAUUUCCCACCGUGAUCUGGCAUCUAACUCUGUGUGUAGUGAUUGAGGAAUUCGGAUUCUACUACAGUCACCGGUUGUUGCACGACGGAAGGAUCUACAAGUACAUCCAUAAACAACACCACGAGUGGACCGCACCGAUCGCCAUCACGGCCAUGUACGCACAUCCGUUCGAAAAUAUCGUUAGCAAUCUACUUCCGAUCGGCAUUGGUGUCUGGGCUACCGGUUGCCACAUUACCGUUGCCUGGAUGUGGUUCACGUUGGCCAUCUCCAAUACUCUGCACGUGCAUUCGGGAUACCAUCUUCCGUUGCUCCCCAGUCCGGAACAGCACGAUUAUCAUCAUUUAAAAUUCAAUCAGUGCUACGGAGUUUUGGGUGUGCUGGACUGGCUCCACGGAACCAACAAUAUGUUUAUGGCCUCGAAGCAGGCCGAACGGAACUACGUCCUGACCAAGUUUGUUCCAGUGCGGGAGCUUCAUCCGGAUGAACCGGUCGUGGACAAGAAGAGUCAAUGACUCGUGCCAAGUAAAAGAAGCGGGUUUCUACGAACCCAGAUUGGAUGUAUAAUACUCGAAAGUAGAAGAUAUUUUUUCCAUGAAAAUUUCGAACAAUGCAAUAUUCGAUCGAUAUUACGUACCUACAUAUCUACAAAAAAACGCUGUGAAUUAUAGAUGAAGCAAAUGUGUUUUUACCUAAUAAAUUAAGGCUGGAUUAAAAAUAAACUGUAUUU
Messenger RNA from Uranotaenia lowii, 1320 nucleotides. RefSeq names its product fatty acid hydroxylase domain-containing protein 2-like. Gene Ontology annotation, molecular function: C-4 methylsterol oxidase activity; iron ion binding. Lineage: Eukaryota; Metazoa; Arthropoda; Insecta; Diptera; Culicidae. The transcript is spliced from 3 exons. The record is from RefSeq and is a predicted model, not a curated record. Gene Ontology annotation, biological process: sterol biosynthetic process. Bases 197 to 1105 code for a protein of 302 amino acids.